Messenger RNA from Protopterus annectens (West African lungfish), 8111 nucleotides. RefSeq names its product endoplasmic reticulum aminopeptidase 2-like. The coding region runs from base 192 to 3023 and encodes 943 amino acids. Gene Ontology annotation, cellular component: cytoplasm. The record is from RefSeq and is a predicted model, not a curated record. Gene Ontology annotation, biological process: proteolysis; peptide catabolic process. NCBI's taxonomy places the organism in Eukaryota, Metazoa, Chordata, Ceratodontiformes, Protopteridae. Gene Ontology annotation, molecular function: metalloaminopeptidase activity; zinc ion binding; peptide binding. The transcript has 18 exons.
AAUCUGAAUGUCUUCCUUCACGAUUAUGAAAUAAGCUGGUCUUUGGUAAUGCCUUUGAUAACAUAAAACAUUGACAGAGCCUGCAUGUCAUGCAGAGUGGUGCCACUUGUGUCUCUCCACUGAUAAAUUGCUAGAUAUUAUCAGCAAAUUUGUAAACGGAAUACUUUUGACUGCAUCUGUAGUCCUGUACAAUGGCUACCUUGACAAGAAUAACAUUACUGGUGAUGCUAGUGCAUUUAUUAAUAAACUGUAUUCUUAUGUCGCAAGCUAAUGAACAGCCAAGUGUGAGAAAUUCUUCAUCUCCAGUUGCAACCAAUGGCCAGCUUUUUCCAUGGAAUAAAAGAAGACUUCCUGAUUGGACAGUUCCACUCUUGUAUAUUUUACAUAUUCAUCCUAAUCUAACUACUCUAAAUUUUACUGGAUCUGUGACAAUACAGUUAUUGAUCAAAAAGGAGACCAGCUUUGUCAUUCUACACAGCAAGGGCCUUGACAUCAACCAGGCAACCCUACUCGGAGAAAAUGCUGGCAGUAUCCUUUCUGGAAAAGUGCUCCACAUUUUAGAAUACCCUGAGCAUGAUCAGCUUGCACUACAGAGCCCUGAACCACUCCUUCCUGGCAUGGUGUAUUCCAUUCAGAUCAAUUUCUCUUCUGUGUUGGCUGAAGGCUUUUCUGGGUUCUAUAAAAGCACUUACAAAACCAAGGACGGGGAAGUCAGAGUGAUUGCUACCACAGAUUUCGAACCCCUUGAUGCACGAAUGGCUUUCCCUUGUUUUGAUGAACCAGCAUUCAAAGCCAAUUUUUUAGUAAACAUAUUGAGAGAGAAACAUCACAUAGCAUUGUCCAAUAUGCCAAAGAUUAAAACCAUUGAGCUUGAUGAUGGACUUGUAGAAGACUAUUUUGAUGCGAGUGUGAAGAUGAGUACCUACCUUGUAGCCUUCAUUGUCUGUGAUUUCAAAUCUGUUACUGCAAUUACUUCAUCAGGGAUAAAGGUCUCAAUAUACGCUGCCCCAGACAAAUGGGAUCAGACACAUUAUGCCUUGGAAGUGGCUGUAAAGUUGCUGGAGUUCUAUGAGCAGUACUUCAAUAUCUACUACCCCCUGCCCAAACUUGACCUUAUUGCUAUCCCAGAUUUCCAGUCAGGUGCCAUGGAGAACUGGGGCUUGAUCACCUACAGAGAGACAGCCUUGCUGUAUGAUCCUAUGACUUCCUCAGCUUCAGACAAACUAUGGAUAAUGAAGGUGAUCGGCCAUGAGCUGGCACAUCAGUGGUUUGGUAACCUGGUGACUAUGGAAUGGUGGGAUGAUAUUUGGCUUAAUGAAGGCUUUGCCAGAUACAUGGAAGUAGUGUCUGUGAAUGGCACCCACCCAGAGAUACAGAUUGAUGACUACUUUUUGAGUGUUUGUUUUGGGGCCAUAGCAAGAGACUCACUCGUAUCAUCUCGACCAAUCUCUAACCCAGCUGAAACUUUGUCACAGAUAGAGGAAAUGUUUGACACAGUUUCCUAUGAUAAGGGAGGCUGUAUUUUAAACAUGCUCAGAGAUUUUCUAACAGAAGAUGUAUUCCACAGUGGCAUCGUCCGGUAUCUGAGAAAGUACAGCUAUGGAAAUGCAAGAAACCAAGACUUGUGGACCAGCAUGGCCAGUACCUGCUCAGAAGAGGAUUUCACUUCUGGUGGAUACUGCUACACAGCUUCUCAGUCCCGUAAAAAUGCUUAUCUCUAUGCUGGGGAGCACAUAGAUAUCAAGGAAAUGAUGAACACAUGGACUCUGCAAAAGGGGAUCCCACUCAUCAUUGUUGAGCAUCAUGGAAAAGUAAUUCGCCUGCGGCAGGAAAGAUUCUUAAAAAUUUUGCAAGAUGACCCUGAAUGGAUUUCCUUGCAAGCUGGAUAUGUUUGGCAUGUUCCUUUAACGUAUGUUACCAGUAGCUCCAGUUUUACUGGCAGAUAUUUACUAACAAACAAAUCUGAUACUAUUGAAUUGGACAGAGAAGCAGACUGGGUGAAAUUUAAUGUGGAUAUGAAUGGCUACUAUGUUGUACAUUAUGAAGGUGAAGGAUGGAAUGCAUUGACCAAGCUGCUAGAGAAGAACCACACGUUUCUGAGCCACAAGGACAGAACACACCUUAUUCACAAUGCAUUUCAGCUCGUCAGUGCUGGGAAGUUGACUCUAGAUCAAGCCCUUGACCUGACUUACUAUUUACGUCAUGAGACCAACAGAAUCCCCCUGCUUGUAGGCUUGGAAUAUUUGGAGCUUUUUUACAGGAUGAUGGACAGACAGAAUAUCUCUGAUGUGGCAACAAAUAUGAAGAUGUACAUACUGAAACAUUUUAAGACUGUGAUUGAUAACCAGACCUGGAGUGAUGAAGGUUCCAUCUCAGAGAGGCUGCUUCGUUCAAGUGUUUUAGAGCUGGCCUGUGACUUUCAGUACUUUCCAUGUGUACAGAAAGCAAAACAGCUGUUCAAAGAAUGGAUGGAAUCAAAUGGCACAUUAAGCCUUCCAACUGACAUCAUUAAGUCAGUAUAUUCUGUUGGAGCUAAAGAUAAAUCAGGCUGGAAUUACCUCCUGGAAAAGUACAAAGUGUCAAUGUCUGGAGCAGAAAAGUACAAAAUAUUGUCAGCAUUAACACGCAGCAAAGAUGCAAAUCAUCUAAACUUACUGAUUCAACUGGGUAUGCAGGGGAAGGUUAUCAAGACACAGGACGUUCCAGCUAUCCUUGGUGCAAUAGCCAGAAAUCCAGCAGGACAGAUAAUUGCUUGGAAUUUUGUCAAGGAAAACUGGGACAAACUUCUUGCUACAUUCCAGUCCGCUGCUUCCACUUCAAUGAGAUCAGUUCUGUUUGGGACAACAGCUCACUUCUGCUCUGAAGAGAAGUUGCAGGAAGCGCAGAUUUUCUUUACAUCAAUUGACAAUGAAGAAUCUCCACUGAGGGUUACUCAAGUCAUCAUGGAAACUAUUCAGAAGAACAUCAGGUGGAUGAAGAGAAACCUCAGUACUCUAAGGAGCUGGUUAUCAGAACAUCUGUAGACUGCAGUUAGGACAGGAUUAAUCUGUUCAUAAGACUGGUCAUUAACUUUCAAAACAUAUAGACCAGUCAAGGUUUCUAGUGGCUGUGAUCUUUACGGAGUCAGAUACAUGUCUCUGAACAGGAGUAGCCAAAUGACAACUGAAUGUUAAAAAAAAAAAAGAAGAAGACACUUUUGAAGCUUUAUCAGCCAUUUGCCAUUGGACUGUUUACUACUAUAGGUGAUAAUUUUGGAGGAUCCUGCAGGUGUAUGGAAUAGUCUACUGAGCUUUCAGAUAAACUCUGUUGAGAACUGUCUGCACAUUUAGUUUUAGACAGCUAUAGUUUUGUUCCUCCCAUUUGUCAGCAUCAUUGAUGUACAGGUUAUGUAGGUAAAUACCAUACAAACACAGUGCUUAUUACAUUUUUCACAAGUCAUCAAUACAAAAUGAUCAGUUUAGAAGGAACUGUUCUGUUAGCGGUGUUACAGGGUAUUGAAAACUAGGAUUUUUGCUGAUGAUGUUGCUAAUGCACUAAAUUAACACAAACUAUUUAUUUUCCUGCUUCUUGUCAUGUUAUGUUGCAUUUCUAACCCACGCUUCUGUGAUGCGCAGCUUCAUACUCUUCACGUUAAAAAAAGUGGCGGAACCUAUGUUAAUGUUAAGAAUGUCACAUUAACUGUUGGUUUUUUUGUCUGUUGCAGCCUGGUUUAUAAUGGCUUUGUACCAGCCAGUAUAAAACUUAGGCAUGCAGUAACAAUGUGAAGAUUAUUUGAGUUCUUACUAUGAAACCCACCUGGAACCAUUUAUGGUAUCUUAUACAUACCAGUGGGCAACUCUAUAAAUGGUCCUUGUGCCAAGGAAAUGUACACAGUUUUGUCAGAAAUUGUUUGAGGAACUAUGCUCUAACAUUGUUUGUGUUUUAAAACUAUAUUUACUGAAAAUAGUUAUUUCACCAACGCUGUCAUUAGUGGAAUUACCCUACCAAAUGCUUCCUUUGCCUAAGAAGACUGCUUACACAAAGUGCAAGAAAAAAGAGAUUUCUUGUCUCUUGCACCACCUUACUUAAUAUAAUCAACUCUAAUACUGCAGUGCUGUUUGACUACUGCAGCAAACAUAGACACACACACACAAAGGAAAACUGCUUUCUAUCACUUUGCAAAAUGUAAAAAAAAUCAUUUUUUUAGUAAAAAAUAGUGUUCAGAUGAGAAAAUUACUUUUGCUAAGUUCCCAUCAUAAGAGUGAGGGUCAGUGAACCUCAUUUCAACAAGAUGACCAGCUACCAGAUAGCUUUCAGUUACUUCCAGUUAAGACCCGAUUCCCCACAUUUCUGCAGCCCAGUGUAUGUGUUGAUUGUAGGUUAACUUGAUUUUGCAGAGAUCCUCUGCACUUUACAGAAAUGAAUUUGAAGUCUCGGUGGUUCUGCAAGAUGUACUCUCAUCACUGAUACUGGUGAGAUCAGAAAACUGUGGUUUCUUUCCACACAUCUGACACUGAGCGAUACUCCAGUUCUCACUUUACGUGUGUGUUAGAUGUUACUUUCUUGUAGUGCCAUCCACUGAAUGAGAUACUACCCUUCACUUUUACUACUUCAUUGCCUCCUUGCAACAGUGAAGUAUUUAUGUUUGUAUUUUUUUCAUUUAAAGUCUUCACAGUGUAGUACCUUAAACCGGCUGUAGGAUAUAUGCAAAUGUCCCUUAAGGACAUGCUGGUGUUACAGCUACAUGGCUGCUGAAUGCACUUUUGACUUUCAUUUUGUUAUAGUGUUUACCACUGCAUUCAGUCUAAUAAAGUUAAAUCCCACUAGUUGUAGAAAUGCAGUGCUUCUCCCAUUUUUUCAGCAUGUUAAUACAGCCAUACUUUAGACACACAGAGCUUAAAAAAACUUGAUGUUUGUAACAUUAAAAUGACUGCAAUAUAUCCCAAUUAACAUCCUAACCAAAGGGUAGAAAGGUCAGACAGACAAACCACUUAAUGAAAGAUCCAGCAAAGCUAAAUUCUUCACUGUGUAAUACCUUAUACAUCCUGUAGUGGAGGCCCAUGGGAUAUAUGCAGAUGACCCCUUAAGGACAUACCAAUGUUUCAGCUGCAUUGCUUCUUAAUGCUCAUGACAUUCAAAAAAAAAAAGUCUUUACUCCAAAUCACACAUCGCAGCAUUUUGAUACAAGCCACGUGGAUAGAGUCAAUAUAAUCACAAUGUGAUAGUGCUCCCUUGCAUACCAGUCAACCUGACACUAACAAUAUACAUCAUUGAAUGGGAUGCUUUCGGCCACAAGAGCCUAGCCAACUCUUAGGCAAGAUAAGCAUUAUCAGAUUAAAGAUCUUUAAAAAAUGUGAAAAACUUUGGGUUGGUUAUAGUAAAAUUCAGAACUUUUCAGUACAUUGCUGAUGUAUUAUAAAGCCACACCAACAGCUAGAAAUGCAGUAUGCAUCCCCUUCCCUUUCUUGUCUGUUGCCAAAUAUUUCCUGGCCAUUUCUUCGUACUUCACUGGAUCUCAUUCAGAUGCAGAGUCUGCUAGGUCUUCCAUUUCAAGUUUGUCCAUACAGUGAGAUUCCAACCCUAGAAUGCCAUCUGUACUCUACUGUUGACACCAACCAGCUAUGGAGUUAAACAUAAAAAGUAGUAGUAUUUUGUGUGGGCCAGAUGCAGCCAGAACAUUUAAUCAAACCACUAACACACCAGGGGGUUAUAGGACAAAAUAGUGUAUGCACAGAGUGGGCAAAUACAAAAUUUAUAUGCAGCAUAUGCCAUUUAGAAAUUUAACAAAAUGCAAGCUGCUGUAUGUCCACAUAGUUCCCUGAUAUAUUGUGCAUUUGCAGAAGACAGCAGUCCUCUGUGUUGCUUAUUCACUGUACCCACACUGCACAAUUGAUAUCCAUUAACUGUUGUACAUGGCAGAUAAUGGAAUGGGUGACAACACCCCACCACUCCAGACAACUAGCAAGUUAAGGGUCACAAUACAAAAAAGACUGCCCCCCCUUACCACAAGGCCAUGAAUAGGGCCCAGUUUUUGGAGUGAUAUCAUCAAACAACCCUUCUCACUAACCUAUAUUUAUUCUUCCCCAUUGCAUUGCUGGAUAGCAGUAAACAAAAGGACCUUGUGUGCUACAAAUCCAGAACAUCAGCAAUUGAUGAGGAUGGAGCUAGAUACCCCACCAUCAGUGCUGCAAAGCCUUGUGAUGAGGAGUACUUACCUGGACAUGCUGGAGCUGUGCAUUGCAUAGUUCCAUCACAAAGGGGCAGUAGGAGACAUGUAGGAAUGGACAGUGAUGCUGGCCUUAUGGUCAUAAAAGUCACAAGAUCUGCAGCAUGUGUGCAGUUACAAUAUGGAAGUUCAUUGAGGGAGAACUAUAGCUGGUAACCCACCAUUAAUAUGACCCAGUGCCACUGAAGUGCUCAUUGUUUAGCAUAUGUACAACAUAAAACUAAAGGCUGUCAAAACAACGGAUGCCACCUAUCAAAUUAUUCAUGAGGAGAUGCAGCAAACACUAUCAGAGGUAUACCAGGAAAUGCCCAGCAGGAGAAGCCUAAGACAAUCGACCAAUGGCAGAUGAAGGCAGGAGAGGGGAACAUUACAAGUGUGACAUCCAUACAAGAUGUGCAGCCAGAAGACCGUCAUUGAAGAGGAACCAUUUCAUAGUUUGAAAAGGAUUGUGGCACAUCACUCCUGUUCUUUCCCACCUCUGCCAACAUACAGGAUCAGUAUACAUCAUAGAUGUUGCUGACUGACUGAACAUGCCCCACAUGGUCUGGAAUAUUUAGACAUCUCUAAAGUAUGCAGGUAUGUCUGCAAACAACAAAAUAGUUUCACUGCUCUUCUUUGUCUUGGGAAGGAAGACAAGACUUGCCUGCUUCACCAUGUGGUCCAUUAUGAAGAAACUGGUCACUAGUGAUGUUCUACAGUAAUCAUCCCAGUAUGGUAUGCCUUGAUUUUGAAUAGCUUGCCCUCUGAGCCAUGAGGUGGACGCCUUCCUGGAAAAUAAACAAUAUUUAGUAACCCCCUGGAGUUUGUGUAUGGGGUUUCACAUCAAUAGAAGUUAUAGUCACAACAUGACACAGUUCAGCACAACACAUGUACUGUAUAUAUGUUAAUAUAUUUGAUCCAGUACAAUAUACACUGACCCUUCCUCACAUGUACAUUGCCCUGAAUCCCUCCAUAUAUGCAUGGGUUCACAUUCCCUCUCUACUGCACAUUUGUGUGGGGCUGAUAUCAGACUUGCACUGUCACCAGGCUUGUUAUUACCAGGAUGUGGGUUUGGUCACACAUCGGAAUUCCUGUUGUAACCUGUGAUUGCUUCUGUGUUACACUGUAACUUGCCAAGCAGACAAGAUGAACCGAUCCAGUGUUUGCCUGUCAUUUAUUCUGCAACUGAUUGGUAAGAGAAUAUUUAUUUUGAUUUAUCUUUUAUUUUUAUGUCUGAUUUUCAUUGUGUGUUGGUAGAAAGGGAUAGCUUGUAGACAGGAAAUUUUAUUUUGAUUUAUAUUUGCUGUUUUUAAUCUCUGUUUUCAAUGUUUGUUGUUAGAAAGGGAUAUAUUGCAAAUAGGCAUACUGUAGCCACCCCAAGGGGCCUAGUCAGCUAUAAAGUCACACAGACUGUAAACUGGAGAAUCUAGAGCUUAUCUGAAACAGUCAAGUGUUGGUUUAUGAUUUAUUGUGCAUUUUUGUAAUAAGAGAAGAUUUGUUUUGAUUUGUGUUAUUUUUACUUCUGAUUUUUACUGUUAUGACUGCAAGUGAUUGUAUAGAACAUUCAGCUUUUUAGAGUUAUUUGCACAAUUAGUACGGCAGGUCAAAGUGAUGACAUUAAGAAAUACUUGUCCAUGUGCAAGGUUAGUGCAGUGCACUUAGUAUUUAAUUGCAUGUGGUUUGUGUGUGUGUGUUUUUUUUUGUUUUUGUUUUUUUUUAGUAGAACUUAAAUUAUCAAGUAAUUUCUUUGAAUUCUGUGGUAACUGAGUUUGAUUAGUCUUCCCCUGUAGAAUCAUUUGUUUGUAUCUGGAUUCCUUAAACUAAUUUGCCAUUAGUGAUUUGCUAAAGCACAAGUAUCUUGCGCAGUGUACUAAAUGCAAUGUAUAUAUACUGUAAAAGUAACACCUGAUAAAAUUGGUUACCUGUA